AUGGCCGAGCCAAUCCCCGCUCCGCUCAAGAUCCCCGAAGUCAGUCGGUUUCUCAACCGCGCGAACCAGCUGCGCGCCUUCAAGCCUGCCAUCUCAUACUGGUGCGAAUACCAUGCCGUCAACCAGAUUGUGGGAAAGAACCUGCACACCACCGACGAUGAGUGCUUCAACUUCACAAAGACGCUGCUGGAGCGUCUCGAGGCAACAAAGGUCGAGCGUCCGGACGACGAUGCCAUCAUGGAUAAUACCGCGGGUCAGGCCUAUGUCGAGCAGUUUGCGCAGGAGACGUUUGAUCGUGCAGAGCGCACCAUGAAGGCGAACAAAGUGACGAGACAAACUGCCGACACAUUUGAUGCCGCAGCCACCUUUUUCGAUCUCACCCACGAAUGGGGAACUCCCGAGCCAGACGUCCUCCAAAAGAUCAAGUUCGCAAAAUGGAACGCCGCCCGCAUCCUAAAGGCCAUCCGCGAGGGCAACGACCCCAAUGAAUCCAACCCCAAGCCCCGCGAAGUCGAAGACGAACCAGCCCUCGACGCCCUCGAUCCCGCCGUCCAGCAAUUCACCAGCCCCUUCUCGCCGCCGCAAGCUGCCUACGCCGAAGACGUCCCCGAUGGAGGCGAGCCGUCGCGCCAGGAGCCCGUGCAGGAAGGGUAUUUCCCCCCUACUCAGGCGGCCGAACCCGACAAUGAGCCAUUCGUCCCUUCGCCCAUGAGCGCCAGCCCUCCACCGGCGGAGUCGCUUCCGACACAACCCCCGCACUCUACGCCUCAGCUUCCACCGCAGUUUACUUCCUAUGCGCCUCCUCCCCAGCAUCCCCAACCCGUCAAUCCCUCUGUUCCUCCCAGCUGGACCGCUCCCUCGGUUGCUGUCCCUCCUGCUGUCGCAUCACCAGCUGACGCCCCAAUUCCCGUCGCAGCGCCCAUCGUACCACCGGUUACAAACGUCAGCGGUGGCGGGCGGAUAGUGGCCGAUCAGAAGAGCAUGGCGCAGGCUCAGAAACAUGCCAAGUGGGCGAUAUCGGCUCUGAAUUUCGACGACGUGCCCACCGCCGUGCAGGAACUAAGGAAUGCGCUCGCUACUCUUGGGGCGCUGUGA
Molecule: messenger RNA, 1095 nt
Organism: Trichoderma virens Gv29-8
Lineage: Eukaryota; Fungi; Ascomycota; Sordariomycetes; Hypocreales; Hypocreaceae
Exons: 3
Coding region: 1-1095 (364 amino acids)
Biological process (GO): late endosome to vacuole transport via multivesicular body sorting pathway
Cellular component (GO): multivesicular body
Source: RefSeq, a predicted model, not a curated record